AUGGCCGCGUACUUCCAGGCACCCACUGCUUACUCGCGCACCGCUCUGCCGCCGCUCGCCGCUGUUUCCGCCCCGCAGCACCUCGUUCCACCGAGCGACACCAGCGGCACGAUCAUGGCCAUUACUGGGGUGGGCUUCACUGUCAUCGCGGGCGACGCACGCAGGGGUGACGCGUUCGGGGCCUAUCCCCAGGUCAGAUUCGUGCCUACGGUCUUCCGUCUGACAGAUAAGGCGGUGCUAGCGACCAAUGGGUUUGCGUCUGAUGGCAACAUCUUCAUUAAGAAGGUCCGCCAGCGCCUAGAUUGGUAUCGCCAUGCACACGCCAAAGACAUGUCGCUGCACGCGAUCGCCCUGCUGAUCCAGUCAAUGCUCUAUCAACGGCGCUUCUGCCCUUUCUACGUCCACAAUAUCCUCGGCGGUAUCGAAGACGACGGCUCGGGGGCGGUAUACUCCUUCGACGAGGUCGGAUCUUACGUGCGCGAAACAUGUCGCGCCGCCGGGUCGGCAUCGACGAUGCUGCAGCCCUUCUUGGACAGCCAGAUAUACCCCAAAUCCAGCCAGCCACCUACGCCAGGCAGCGCAACGCAUCUCUCCCUCGCGCGCGUGCUCGCGCUCGUGAUGGACUCCUACAAACACGCCGCAGACCGCCUAAGCCACGAUCAGAUCGGCGACGGGCUCGAAGUCUACAUCGUGCUCUCCAAGGGCACUUCCACGCAGGGCCUCAACAUCGAGGGUGUGUCCGAGGUGACCAGCAUCCCGGGCGGCGAGCGCAUAUUCCUCCUCCGCAGAUCCCUGGCUUGA
Messenger RNA from Mycena indigotica, 801 nucleotides. Its product is annotated as N-terminal nucleophile aminohydrolases. The transcript is spliced from 6 exons. The record is from RefSeq and is a predicted model, not a curated record. Gene Ontology annotation, cellular component: proteasome core complex. NCBI's taxonomy places the organism in Eukaryota, Fungi, Basidiomycota, Agaricomycetes, Agaricales, Mycenaceae. Bases 1 to 801 code for a protein of 266 amino acids.